Corapipo altera (White-ruffed manakin) is the source of this 332-nucleotide messenger RNA. Its product is annotated as filamin-A-like. The annotation marks the transcript as partial. Gene Ontology annotation, molecular function: actin filament binding. The transcript is spliced from 2 exons. Gene Ontology annotation, biological process: actin cytoskeleton organization. The record is from RefSeq and is a predicted model, not a curated record. Lineage: Eukaryota; Metazoa; Chordata; Aves; Passeriformes; Pipridae.
GGGUGCCGGCACGGGGGGUCUGGGGCUGGCGGUGGAGGGUCCCUCGGAGGCCAAGAUGUCCUGCACGGACAACAAGGACGGGAGCUGCUCCGUGGAGUACAUCCCGUAUGAGCCUGGAACCUACAGCCUCAACGUCACCUACGGCGGCCACCAGGUCCCAGGGAGCCCGUUCCAGGUGCCGGUGUCGUGCCCCGUGGACGCCUCCCGCGUGUCCUGCUCGGGGCCGGGUCUCACCCCGGGCUCCGUCCGUGCCAACGUCCCCCAGACCUUCACCGUGGACACCUCCAAGGCCGGGGUGGCCCCGCUGGACGUCAAGGUCCAGGGCCCCAAAG